GACGGCGUCGCGGCGAGACACUCAAGCGGUCUGGUCGGCUUGAGCGUAACGCCGACACGCCGAGUGGUUCCAGAAACCAAAGCCCAGUAACCGCUACGCGUCGUCACUCUCGCGGUCUCGACUCGUCCGUCCGUCCGUCCCCACCCAAAGCGCACGGCACGGCGCACUGUCGCUGUCGCUGUCGCGGCCGAGGAAAUCGAAGCUGCGAGCAACGCGAUCGAGCGCGGCGCGGGUGAGAGCCGUGAGGGAGGGCCUCUGCCGAUACGGCUGGCGGCAUGGAGAGCACCGUGCUCGCCUGCGAGGCGCCAGCCGGCGGCGCCGCCGCGGCGCCCGGAGCGGGAGGAGGGGACGGAGGAGCCGGGGACGUGGUGAUGCUGAGGCGGUCGUCCCUCGCGGCGUGCCUCACGUGCCCGCUCUGCGGCCGCCUCUUCCGCGACGCGGCCACCAUCACCGAGUGCCUCCACACCUUUUGCAGGAAGUGCAUAUCAGAGGAGUUCAUAAAUAAGGAAGUGUGUUGCUGCCCUAUUUGUAGCAUUCAUUUGGGCUGUGCUCCAUUGGAGAAACUCAGAAUUGAUCAUAGCCUACAGUAUGUAAGGUCAAAGGUAUUCCCUUUUAAAAAACAAAAGGUUGAGGACCCAGAAGUCACAUCGCCAAUUACAUCACCUAUCAAGACGAAAGAACGAUCUUUAUCUUCGUUGACAAAACAUGCUCCCCAAAUGUCUAUGCAAAAAUGCUUGACAAAGAGGAGAACAAAAGCUUCAUGCUUACGCAAACUCCCUUUGCACUCAACCUUGCGGGGCAGUAGUAAUAUCACAAAAAAAUCUGGGGGAUGGAGACCUUUAGGGUGUCACUUUCGAGCAGCUAAAAACAAAAAGUCUCUUCGAUCUAAAUCAGAAGAUGUAAAGACAGCUGAAAAAAAGACUGGUGAUCCAGGUGAUAUAACUCUUGCCAGUCAAGCAAAGACUAAGAAGCAGUUUACAAGACGUGGAAAUCUGGAGAAGAGAACUGGAACCAAGAAACUAUUGAUUUUAAAGGAGAAACAGAAAAAUACAAAGCCAAAGGAUAUUCCUAAUAAGAGGAGAUUGCAAGCAUUAUGGUUCUACCUUCUUGCUGCUUUUGACCAGAAAGGACAGCCUCCUCUACCGCAGAUACCAUCAAAAUUUUUGAGGAUCAAGGAUGUAAAUUUGCCUGCUUCCUUCAUACAGAAAUACCUUGUGCAAAAACUUAAUCUUUCAAGUGAAGCUGAGGUGGAGAUACUCUGCGGCGGCAAACCAGUGAGCCCAGGAAUUACCCUGCACGACCUAGCAGAUUACUGGAUUGACAAACGACCAAAGGGCCGAGUGCGAUCAUCUGUGGGCACACCUGCGGCUGAAUUCGUGCUGAAGGUAUUUUAUGCCAGGUCAGGAGUGCCCCUUCCUGAAACUGAAAACAACAAAGAUUGAUGGAGAGCUUCCUUUCGUUUCAGAAGCAGCAGGGCAUCGUUUCAUUCAUAGGAGCCAUUGGUUAAGGAUAUCUUAGCAUGUACAUAGGUGUUACUAUUAUAUUUCCUUUAUUUAGUUCAGUGCAUUUUUACUGCUUAUUUUCCACUGACAAAGUGUGUACCUAGGCUGUGUAAUUAUAAUUGGAUGAGCUGUCGACUUGUUGAGUGAGCUUGUGCUGUAAGCAGGGGACCAGUCGUCCUCUGCAUGAGUCUAGGCUGAUGUAUAGUGGAGUUGGUUGAUUGCACUGGAAAUUGUCACUGAUUCUGGAUGUGGCAUAACAUAUUGAGUAUUGUUUCAGGGCAUUUGGUGUUGAGUUUUGCCAUUGUGUUAAA
Sorghum bicolor (sorghum) is the source of this 1813-nucleotide messenger RNA. Its product is annotated as E3 ubiquitin protein ligase DRIP2. Gene Ontology annotation, molecular function: ubiquitin-protein transferase activity. The transcript is spliced from 7 exons. The record is from RefSeq and is a predicted model, not a curated record. The coding region runs from base 276 to 1442 and encodes 388 amino acids. Lineage: Eukaryota; Viridiplantae; Streptophyta; Magnoliopsida; Poales; Poaceae.